This is a messenger RNA of Cricetulus griseus (Chinese hamster), 2528 nucleotides long. The record is from RefSeq and is a predicted model, not a curated record. Lineage: Eukaryota; Metazoa; Chordata; Mammalia; Rodentia; Cricetidae.
AUGACCUCAGCUUGCCCUCUAGCACGAAAUGUGACCCUGCAGCACGGAACCCUGCCAUACAACUCGGAACACCAUGCUCUGCUGACCUGCUGUCUGCUGGUCUAUUCAGGGUCCACUAUCUUUUCAGCCUCUGAUUCAGAUCCGUGGAUCUCAGCCUCAGGCCCAGCUCUGGCUCCAGCUUUGCCCCCUGUUCCUGCUUCUUUCCUUGUCAGCCCUGGCAUCCUGUCCGCUGAGCCAGCAUAUUGUCCUUGGCGGUCUCCAAAGAAGGAAUCUUCCAAGAAUUCCCAGCACUGGAAGGAGCCUAAGGUCAGGGGGAACUUGACAUAUCACCUGUACAUGCCUCCAGAAGGGAGACAAGGGCCUAGGGCAGAUCUCCAAGCAGAAGGAUCAACCUUGGGUCCCCCGGGGCCACCUCUGUGGGAAGAGAAAAAUUCACAGAGUCCACACCCUCGGAUGAAGCCCUCCUCACCAGGAGACUCCAGUCCCUCACCCCCUUCACACAAGCUGGAACUUCAGACCCUUAAAUUGGAAGAGCUGACGGUAAAGGCAAGAACGACGACUCGUAGGCUGAGGUUUUCUGGAACUACGGAUCCCCUGCGGGCUCCAGCUCAGGCUUCCGCUCCAGCUCCGGCUCCCGCUCCAGUUCCAGCUCCAACCCCCUUCCCAGCAUCUUCUCCAGCCACCCUGACUCUGGAAGAGGAGCUGCAGGAAGCGAUCCACAGGGCUCAGCUGCUUCCGAACCGGAACAUCGAUGACAUCCUGGAAGACCAUGUGGAGCCAGAUGACCUGCUGCCGCCCAUCUCCUUGGACUUCCCUGGCUCAUUUGAUGUGCUGUCUCCCUCCCCGGACUCGGAAGGCUUCUCUUCCGUCUUCUCUUCUUCACUCCCAUCCCCCACAAGCUCCCUGUCCCCUUCUCCAAGGGCCCUCACGGAUUCCUUGGACUGGCUGGAGACCUUGAGUGGGGGCCCGCCGCUGGGCUCUGGACCUCCAGGCCCCAGCAUCUUCUCUGCAGACGUAUCUGACUCCACUAGCACUGGGCUUUGGGAACUGCUGCCAGAUGCCUGGUGAUGGACCCUGGGGUUUCCAAGUAGACCCUCCAACUACGGAGGACUCAAAAUGCCCUCAUCCCCUUCUGGCCCACUGCUGCUGACAUGUCAUGUCCCGGCUUCUGUGUGACUCCUCCCAGUCAGUGUAGUUGCCGGUGGGAGUUCAUUUGCUACUGACCAGUGCAAACAAGAUUACUGCCUCCUUCAGAGACCUGCAGGGCGUGGGCAACACUUCCUCCAGACUCUGGCUGUCUGCUUCUCAUCUGGGGAUCUGGGAGUUUGUGCUGUUUGGGUUCAGGAAAGGACUAGGGGAGAUUAAGUAGAAGGAAGGCAGAUCCCUGGGUUCUAGUGGGAGGUGACUGUGAACUCCCUAUGACCUUGCACCUAUGAAUGUUGUGGUUAUACCUAGCUUUCUUGUUUGGUUGAGAGCAAGUCUUGCUAUGUAGCCCAGGCUGGCCUCUAACUUGUGACAACCCUGCCUCAACCUUCUGAGUGCUGAGAUGUGUGCUGCCAUACCCAGCUUAGGUUCCAGGAGCCAGGUGGGGGAUGGAUGGCAAAAGGGAAGCUAGCAUGUGACCUCACAUCUCAGGCUGUGAGGGUGUUUGCCUGCUAAAUUAAGCUGUGGGUCUCCUGUAGCUCAAGGCUCAUGAGACUGGGCCUUUGUACCUGUGUAUGGACUUAUUAACAAACCCGAAAAACAGAAUUGCAUUAGAUGCUUUUAUAUAGCUGUGACCAACAUACCCAAGGGAAUAAGCUAAGGGAGGAGGAGCUUAGUUUGCCCAGGCUUUCAGAAGGUUCAGUUGUGGUUGCUCAACCCCACUUGUUUGGGUGGAACACCAUGGUGGCCAAAUGUAUGAAGGAGAUUCUUCACCUCAUGGUGGACAGGCAGCAGGGAGAGAGACAGAAAGGAGCAAAUAUGAGAUACCCCCCAAGACCUACCCACCAGUUUCCAGACCUCUCUAAGUAGCAUCAACAGCUACACUUGAGCCAGUGUUGGACAAUGCAUAUUCAAAGCAUAACAAUAAUUGGCUAUGGUUUACUGGGUUCUGCAGGGCAGUUAUUCAGCUCCACAAGGCGUUGGAGAGGGAUGUGAGUCAUCCCUAAGUCCACAUGGGUGAGGACAUCCAAUAUGGCUCACUCACGUAUGUCGGUACAAAGGCAGAGAUGGGAGAGGGAUGAGCCCGACUGGGUCACUGGAUGUCUGGACCAACCCUUCUUGUUCUCCUCAAAGCCUCAGCUCUCUUCUCCUCCACAUGUUCUUACUCGGUAGCCCAGGACUUCCAAGCAUAAAUGUUCAGUUUGGAGUGGGAGCUCACACCUGUAAUCCUAGCCCUCAGGGCAAUAGACACAGAGUUGAGGAGGAGGGUCAGAAGUCCAAGAUCAACUUCAACUAAAUAGAGUUCAAGACCUCCUCAAGACCAGCCUGGGCUACAUGAGGCCCUAUGUCAGAGAGAGAGAGAGAGAGAGAGAGAGAGAGAGAGA